GUGACGCUGGGCGGCAUCACCGCGCUCACCCCGCAGGCAGACGCCGGCUCCGACACCGACGAGAGCGUCGCCCCUCCGACCGGCUGGCCGCUCGACUUUGCCGCCGUCGAGGCCGCCUACCCCUGCAAGCUUACACUGUCGCUCACCGGUGCCGCUGCACGGCGCCGCGUGUGGAGCCUCACCGAGACCAAUAGCAAGGCGCCGACCGCCGCCGCCAAGAUGGCGCCAGCCGCAGCCGUCCGCACGCCUUUACGCUGCCAGGCAUCUGCGUUUGUCCCUACGGUCCCUGACGCGGCCACCAUGAUAAAUGCAGCCCCCUGGCGGGGCUGUCCACAGAGCCAGACAGUCCCUAAGCAGGAGUUGGGCGAGGAGUGCACCACGGUCAUGAUGUGCAGGGUACCGCUCGCCUACUCGCGAGAUAGGCUGAUCGAUUUGAUGGACUCCCACGGGUUUGCGAAGAAGUUCGAUUUCGUGUACCUUCCCACAAACUUCACGACAAUGUUAGGUGUUGGCUAUGCGUUUGUUAAUUUGACCACACACGAGCAGGCGAGAGACUUCGUGCGCGUCUUCGAUGGGUUCACCGGUUGGGACUCCAUCGCAUCGCGCGCCUGCAUGGUACGCUGGAGCAAAGUGCAGGGCCUCAAGACGAACAUCCAGCGCUUCCGCAACAGCCCCGUCAUGAGUGCUUCGGUCCCGAGCUCCUACAAGCCAGUUCUCCUAAAGGACGGCGUGCGCAUGCCCUUUCCAGAGCCCACGAAGACGCUUCGCGCCGAGCGUAAGAUAGCAUCAAAGUGCCAGAUGGCCCAGGCGAACAUCCGAGAGGAAGACUUCGAGAUGUGA
Molecule: messenger RNA, 840 nt
Organism: Prorocentrum cordatum
Lineage: Eukaryota; Dinophyceae; Prorocentrales; Prorocentraceae
Source: the annotation of a GenBank genome assembly